CUCAACCAUUAAAGAUUCACUCAGCAAUCAGGAGGAAAUUUAUUGUACGUGGGCCCAUGUUUAUGCCCAACAAACCAAUGUUGCAAACACAAAUAAAAAGAUAUUUUAACAAACACAUAAAUCAAAACACAUUAAUAUUGGACAAUUGAACAACAACUACCUGCUGAACAAUUUUCAUUCGUCUUUAUCAAUCAUAAACUUCAAAAAAUAUUUCCCAAAAAAAAAAAAAAUGACUGCCAAUUUUGCUAAGAAAGGUUUACAACGUUAUUUAUCCCAGCUUCAGCGCCACCCCUUAAGAACUAAGGCAAUUACAGCUGGGGUUUUAUCUGCAAUUAGUGACAUAGUUUCUCAGAAACUUUCUGGUAUUCAAAAGCUUCAAAUUCGACGCCUUUUGCUUAAAGUGCUUUUAGGAUUCGCUUAUCUUGGACCGUUUGGGCAUUUCUUUCACCUCAUGCUUGAUAAGGUUUUCAAAGGGAAGAAGGAUCCAAAGACAGUGGCUAAGAAGGUUGUUGUAGAGCAAUUGACAGUUUCCCCAUUGAACAACAUGCUCUUUAUGAUAUAUUAUGGAUGGGUCGUGGAGAAAAGACCAUGGACCCAGGUCAGAAGCAGAAUAAGGAAAGAUUAUCCAUCAGUGCAAUUGACAGCAUGGACGUUUUGGCCCGUUUUUGGGUGGAUUAACCACCAGUAUGUGCCAUUGCAUUUACGGGUGAUUUUCCAGAGCAUGAUUGCUUUUGGCUGGGGGAUAUUUUUGAACUUACGAGCAAGGUCUAUGCUUCUUACCAAAGCUUGACUAAGCUAAAGCGUACGUAUCCAACUCUUCACAAUAGCCUACGGUACUACCCCAUUGAAUGUUCAAUGCAAGUGGAAUCAGUGGUAUCCUAUUAUACUAUUUUUACAUUAUGUCAGCAUGGCACAGAUGGUUAGAUUUGAAGUUAAAAUACAUUGUUUCGGCUAGCUAGAUCUUCUGAAAUGUACAUGUAAAUCAGUAAAUCUUCUCGUAGUCUCUUGCAAAGCCUAUUGUUUCAUAGGUGGUUGCUAAAUUAAACCUAGAGAUGAUUCAAUUACCUUAAUGCAACUUGUGCAAAAAAAGGCUCCCCUUAAAAAAAAAAAAACCUUAUGCAAAAAAAGGCUAGUCUUCCCAACAACAAAGCAUUUUUGCUUAUUGUUGGCAUUGCCUCCCCUAAAGUUUGCCUUCAUCUUGUUAUCAUGACGAGUGGUAGAAUUGAUAUAAUGAUAAUGUAAUAUGCUUAUUGUUUAUAUUCAAUAAUCCAUCUAUCGUCUUUUA
Messenger RNA from Chenopodium quinoa (quinoa), 1285 nucleotides. RefSeq names its product peroxisomal membrane protein PMP22-like. Lineage: Eukaryota; Viridiplantae; Streptophyta; Magnoliopsida; Caryophyllales; Amaranthaceae. The transcript has 7 exons. Gene Ontology annotation, cellular component: cytoplasm; membrane. The record is from RefSeq and is a predicted model, not a curated record. The coding region runs from base 230 to 790 and encodes 186 amino acids.